AUGGCUAUUCUAGAAAACCUAUGUGGGGCUCGAGUGUGUGACUUAGUUGAUGAGCAUGGUGCGUGGAAUAUUGAUAUCCUGCAUGAUUGGUUUCCCGUGCAUUGGAUUGACAAGCUUCGAUCUUGUGUGCCUCCGUGUGCGGGGGAAGCUCCCGACGUGUUUUAUUUUGUAGGUGCUGGUGAUGUUAAAUUUUCUGUUUGUGAAAUGUUUCGAGAAAUUGAAAGAUAUGAUAACUCAAACAUUGAUGAGGAGUGGAAGUUGAUAUGGAAGUUAGCUGUGCCGGAGAGAUGUCGAAGCUUUAUAUGGUUACUUAACAUGACAGACUCCUAA
Molecule: messenger RNA, 330 nt
Organism: Vicia faba (fava bean)
Lineage: Eukaryota; Viridiplantae; Streptophyta; Magnoliopsida; Fabales; Fabaceae
Source: the annotation of a GenBank genome assembly